GCGGGUGUGUGAGGCGUGUUCUCAGCAGGCCAGACCUCGGGUGCGGUGGCUGCGGGCGAGCUGUGUGUAGGCGAUGUAGAAAAGUGGGCGUGGGGGUGGUCCUGUGCAGGAUGCAGUGCCAGGGGGGUAUUCUGAGGAGGGGUGUGGACGUAGCCAGGAGCGCAGUGUGUGUGCAGAGGGGGAGAAGGGGUGUUCACGGGGGCUGCUGCGGCUGCUCUUCUUUCUUGCAAACAGGGUGGCAGGUAUCUCGCUACGUGUGCUCUGUGCUCUCGCUCUGUUCUCUCGCUCUGUGCUCUCGCUUUGUGCUCUAUGCUCUCUGGUUCUUUGCCUUUUGGCUCUGUCUGACUGAACGACGGACAAUUGUGCUGCGCUGCUGCUGGGUACGACGGGGGCCCUGCGGAAACAAGUGCUGUGCCGGGGUGUCGGUCGAACGGUGCUCCUUCUGCUGUCCAUCCCUAUCCCGCCCCCCUGCACCGCUCCUGCCACCGCACGCCAUCUUUACUGCCGUCUCUCUCUCGCUGUCUCUCUCUGUCCGUCCGUCUCUCCCACCCUCACCUCCCCCUCUCCCGCUAUCUUCACCGCCCGCCGGAGCGGGGGCAAACCCGGGGGAAAAAAGGCUCUGGGCCGAUCGGCUCAAAAUGCUCAGCGAUUUCUGCAGAUGCUCAGCGAUUUCUGCAGAUGCUCAGCGGUUCUCGGUCGCCCCGUCAGGCUUCCGCAUUCGGAACGGCGGCUGCCCCUUUCGGGGUCGGGCUCGGUCUUCUCGCCGGCGGGGUAUAAAAGGCGAGCAAUUUCCCGGUUCUGACUUCUCUCCGCUCGGCAGCGGCGAUAGAAGCGGCGCGAAUUGUCUUUUUCACGUUUACUGUGGUGUCUAAAAAUUUUCGUUUUUUUCAUGUUUUUUUUUUCAUUUUUUUUCAUUUUUUUAAUUUUUUUUCAUUUUCUCGUUUUCUCCCGCUACCGCUACCGCAACCGCAACAUGAUUUCCUGGUCUGGCACCUGGAACCGUACGGCCUCUUAACCCCAGUAUCUCUCUCUGCGCUUCUUCUCCCUCUCUACACGCUUGUUUCCACUUGGGUAGCCUUGUCGUCCUGACACCAGUCUUGGAUCUUCGCCCUUUCUCCCGUCGUAGGACACCAGCACUAACUUCGCUUAGCCUCCGUCCCCCUCACCCCGGUCCUUCGCCACUCCAGUACACUACAGCC
Molecule: messenger RNA, 1199 nt
Organism: Pichia membranifaciens NRRL Y-2026
Lineage: Eukaryota; Fungi; Ascomycota; Pichiomycetes; Pichiales; Pichiaceae
Exons: 1
Coding region: 111-872 (253 amino acids)
Source: RefSeq, a predicted model, not a curated record